UCAUGUGACAUCUGUGGGGCAAUAUUUUACGCGUAUGAAAUUCCGACAGCAUUCUCAUUAUCGUGCUCAACGUGGGACGUCAAUGUCCUGCUUGCUGUCGUGAUUAUUACAAAAUUGGCCUCGAAUUUUCUCCUGUUUGUGAAUUUUCCCGCCUGGCCGUCCUCAGUACAACAAGUGCACCUGCCAGGCGUAUCACCUGCGAACUUGAUUUUGCCGCAAAGACUAUCGGGUAACAAAAUGGCGGCCGAAUUCUGAUAGUUCAUAAAUCUGUGUACGACAGGUCUAACCACUUUUACAUCCUUGGAUUAUUUUGAUCACGUAACGGUCAAUUCAAUUCUAGUAAAGUGGAAGCUUCCCUUGCCAUAUUCAGCUGGUGUAAGAGGAGGUAAUGGAGGAAGUAGUGUGACACAAAAGGCCGGAACUCCGGUACGGAAUCGUGUUGCAUGUUUGCGUGCCGAAGUUGACCUUACAGAGACGUAGACGACAUUUGCAACAGACGAGACGGGGAACAGUAGGAGGAAAUGUGACAGACCCCGUCAGUGUCUGAGUAAACAGCAGAACCACGCAUUCUUGACGCAGUCAUCCCGGGAAAACCCGCCGUCCUCGCGCCCACUGAUUACUGCGUAAUCAUGGAGCAGCGGCCGACCAGACCACAUCCGGUCGGCUCUCACGCCGGGGCAGACAGUAGUAACGCACUCGCACCGCCACAAGCAGCACAUCAGUUCGGCAGUAGCCACGGCUCAAGAUCAAGCUAUUUUCAGAUGCUGAGUGGCAUAGCCAGUGACCUGGACAUCAUGCUGCAGGACCUGUGCAGUACCUACCCGUUCCCUGCCGGCCAGGGACACACAGACAUGGCAUCACCACACGCCCCCUCCCCUGCCGGCCAGGGCAACAUUACCCACCAAAACUGGAAAGAAGAAGGAAGUCCCAGCCGCCCUGGUGGGACCGGUGGGAGUCCAGAGCAGGACAAGGGUGAGUAAUGGACGCCUCUGUAAAUAUUUAGAAAAGAUGGGAGAUAGGGAGUUGUACUGAAGAACAUUUCCAGGUGACUUGAGCUGUGUGUGUUGUGGUAGUUGCUGAUACAAGUAUUUAGACAUGGUGGAUUGGUGAAGGAGGUGGCUGGCAUGUGUUAGGCGACAUGGAAAUCUUGGCAACCUUUCUGCACAUGCCAGGAGCACAACAGCUUCAUCAGCCUGAAAUCAGAUCUACCUUACUCAUUAGGAUCCUUUUUGAAAGUUUAACAUGUUGUCAAAGAUUGAGGAGUGUCUGAGCUUCAGUUUCAAGAAAGUGGGAGGAAGGAGAUGGUGGGAGGAAAGUUGAGUCCUUGGAAGCUGACAAUAGGAAACACAGCCAGCCUGAGCCACCUUCAGUUAGAAUUGAUACAAUGCAGCUUGCUAUGAUUUAUGUUUCAGCAAAAUUACAGCAAAAAAAAUGUCAGGUGAUUAGAAACAAAACCUUAGUGCCUGAAGCUGUUACAUUCCUCC
Messenger RNA from Branchiostoma belcheri (Belcher's lancelet), 1484 nucleotides. RefSeq lists its product as uncharacterized. NCBI's taxonomy places the organism in Eukaryota, Metazoa, Chordata, Leptocardii, Amphioxiformes, Branchiostomatidae. The transcript is spliced from 4 exons. The coding region runs from base 630 to 980 and encodes 116 amino acids. The record is from RefSeq and is a predicted model, not a curated record.